Messenger RNA from Nymphaea colorata (pocket water lily), 718 nucleotides. RefSeq lists its product as uncharacterized. Lineage: Eukaryota; Viridiplantae; Streptophyta; Magnoliopsida; Nymphaeales; Nymphaeaceae. The record is from RefSeq and is a predicted model, not a curated record. The transcript is spliced from 3 exons. The coding region runs from base 71 to 628 and encodes 185 amino acids.
CCAGGGAAACACGAAGUGUCCCCUAUUCAAUAUAACAACAGGCCAGAAAGAAAGGAAGGCUCCCGCAGCCAUGGCCAUGGCGUCCUCUCACCACAGCCCUCUCACCAUCCCACUUGCAACAAACAGAAGAUGUACCCAAAGGCGGGCCCAGUUCUUGUCCUGCAGGGCGUCCAUGAAAAAUCGCAUCCAACAACCGCAAACCAGGGAAGACGAAGCAAAGAAGGAUGAUCGAUUAGUGAAUCUAGCAAUAGCAACAUUUGCAGCCGGGAUCUUGACACUGGCUCCGGUCAGUGAUGCCAUGGCUGCAAAAACCGGUGGCAGAGUUGGUGGCCAGGCAUUCCGCUCCGCGCCGCGUGCUUCAUCGCCAAGAAUCAACAAUUCAAGGACAAACAUCUAUAUAAAUCCUCCAGUGGCACCUCCACUCAUUGGUGGCUAUGGAUUUGGUUCACCAUUUUAUGGUGGCUGGGGUUGGUCUCCUUUCUCAUUUUUCGUGCCUGGGCCGAGCGUGGCGGUUGGAAUCGGAGGUGGGUUCGAGCUUUUCGCACUGUUCGUGCUGUUGGGAGUGAUAGGAGCCAUAGUUAGAAGAUUCACUGGAGGAAGAAACGAUGAGGACGAUGACUACUAUUAAGCAGGAGAUUACUGAUUUGAAUUGUCUCCUUUUAGUGUCAAUGACAUUGUGUAUAAGAGUUCUAUGUAUAUGUGAUGAAUUUUGCAUUCA